Diaporthe amygdali is the source of this 1062-nucleotide messenger RNA. RefSeq lists its product as uncharacterized. The transcript has a single exon. The record is from RefSeq and is a predicted model, not a curated record. Gene Ontology annotation, molecular function: oxidoreductase activity, acting on the CH-OH group of donors, NAD or NADP as acceptor. Lineage: Eukaryota; Fungi; Ascomycota; Sordariomycetes; Diaporthales; Diaporthaceae. The coding region runs from base 1 to 1062 and encodes 353 amino acids.
AUGUCUUCUUCAUCUUCGACCGUCCUUGUAACGGGCGCAAAUGGAUAUCUCGGCUUGCAUGUCGUUGAAAAACUGCUCAAGCAUGGCCACACGGUUUGCGCGACAGUGCGUUCCAAGAGGGCUGCCGAAAUAGUCAAAACAAAUUUUCUGGAACAGUUCAAGUCUCAUCAGCUUCGUACCGGCUUCAUCGAAGAUUUGACCAAGUCAGAGUGCUUCCGCGACAUAUUUGAUGAGACCAUUACCAGUGUCGUUCACGUGGCUAGUCCUUGCCCAAUGGGCAAGAAUAUCCAGGACAAUGUACGCGAAAUGCUUGGCCCGGCCAUUGCCGGUACUACAGCCGUACUAGAAGCGGCCAAGACAUACGCAUCUCCCUCGUUUCGCAGGGUCGUGCAAAUAUCUUCUUUCUCCGCCAUGCUCGACAUCUCCAAAGGCCCCCGUCCGGGGUACGUCUAUACCGAAGCCGACUGGAACCCAGUGACAUACGAAGAGGCUGUGACGGAGAAGAACCCGACGGUCCUGUACGUGGCAUCCAAAGCGCUGUCUGAGAAAGCUGUCUGGGAGUGGAAGGCUGAGCAUAGGCCACAAUUUGACAUCGUUUGCCUGUGUCCAUCGACGGUUUUCGGUCCUCAUAUCGAUACCAUUGAAUCUAUCGCUGGCCUGCACUCGACGGCUUCCCUUCUCUGGAACCUGGUCGAUGCCCCCGAAGUCCCACCACUUGACUUUGCUGGAGUCAUUGACGUGCGCGAUGUUGCUCUCAUGGUUGUAGCCUCCAUCGAGAAGCCCGAGGCCAGUGGCAAGAGGUUCCUACUGGCGGAGCAUUUCGACUGGCAAAGCGCUGCUGACGUGGCCAGAGAAGGCCUGCCCCAAGAAUCUCGCUCCAGAAUUCCGGUAGGCAAGCCUGGCUCUGGUAAGGUCGAAGCUCUAAGAAAUCUUUAUACUGUCGAUGGGUCUAAGGCAGUCGAGGUUCUUUGUGUCGGAUAUCGACCGCUGACUGAGACGGUGAAUGACACUCUGAAACAGUUUCUUGAGGUUGAAGCGAGAGAUAAGGCAUCUUCAGCCUAA